AUGGGCCGCCCCGGAGGGGGCGCGCUCCGGCCGCCGGCGCUGCUGCUGCUGCUGCUGCUGCCGCUGCGGCUCCAGCCUCUCGCGGCGGCGGCGGCGGCGGCGGCGGCGGAUCCCCCACGCGGAAGCCAAGGGCUGGCCACGGAGUGCGAGGAGGACCAGUUCCGGUGCCGGAACGGGCGCUGCAUCCCCUCCGUGUGGCGGUGCGACGAGGACGACGACUGCGCGGACAACAGCGACGAGGACGGCUGCCCCAAGAAGACGUGCAUGGACACCGACUUCACCUGUGACAACGGCCACUGCAUCCCCGAGCGGUGGAAGUGUGAUGGCGAAGAGGAGUGUUCCGACGGCUCCGAUGAGUUCCCAGCCAACUGCCCCAAGCAGGUGUGUCCCGCAGAGAAGCUGAGCUGUGGACCCACCAGCCACAAGUGCGUGCCCGCCUCCUGGCGCUGCGACGGCGAGAAGGACUGCGAGAGCGGGGCGGACGAGGCCGGCUGCGCCACUUUGUGCGCCCCGCACGAGUUCCAGUGCCGCAACCGCUCGUGCCUGGCCGCCGUGUUCGUGUGCGACGGCGACGACGACUGCGGCGACGGCAGCGACGAGCGCGGCUGCGCCGGCCCGGCCUGCGGGCCCCGCGAGUUCCGCUGCGGCGACGGCGGCGCCUGCGUCCCCGAGCGCUGGCUCUGCGACCGCCAGCCCGACUGCGCCGACCGCUCGGACGAGGCGGCCGCGCUCUGCGGCCCCGGGGGCCCGGGGAGCCCGGGGAGCGCCACCGCCUCCGCGCCCGCCGCCUGCGGGCCCGCGCGCUUCGCCUGCCGCAGCGGCGAGUGCGUGCACCGGGGCUGGCGCUGCGACGGCGACCGCGACUGCAAGGACCAGUCCGACGAGGCCGACUGCCCACUGGGGACCUGCCGUGGAGACGAGUUCCGGUGUGGGGACGGAGCCUGUGUCCCUGCCACCAAGCGCUGCAACCAGGAGCAGGACUGUCCGGAUGGGAGCGAUGAAGCUGGCUGCCUGAAGGGGCUGAACGAGUGUCUGCACAACAACGGCGGCUGCUCCCACAUCUGCAACGACCUCAAGAUCGGCUUUGAGUGCACCUGCCCCGCAGGCUACCGGCUCCUGGACCAGAAGACCUGCGGCGACAUCGACGAGUGCGAGGACCCGGACGCCUGCAGCCAGAUCUGUGUCAAUUACAAGGGCUACUUUAAGUGCGAGUGCCACCCUGGCUACGAGAUGGACACGCUGACCAAGAACUGCAAGGCCGUCGCUGGCAGGAGCCCGUCCCUGAUCUUCACCAACCGGCACGAGGUGCGGAGGAUAGACCUGGUGAAGCGGGACUACUCACGCCUCAUCCCCAUGCUCAAGAACGUCGUGGCGCUGGACGUGGAAGUGGCCACCAAUCGCAUCUACUGGUGCGACCUCUCUUACCGCAAGAUCUACAGCGCGUACAUGGACAAGGCCAGCGACCCGGCGGAGCAGGAGGUCCUUGUCGACGCGCAGCUGCACUCCCCCGAGGGCCUGGCGGUGGACUGGGUGCACAGGCACAUCUACUGGACCGACUCGGGCAACAAGUCCAUCUCGGUGGCCACGGUCGACGGCAGCCGCCGCCGCACUCUGUUCAGCCACGACCUCAGCGAGCCCCGGGCCAUCGCCCUGGACCCCCUGCGAGGGUUUAUGUAUUGGUCUGACUGGGGGUACCAGGCCAAGAUUGAGAAGUCUGGGCUCAACGGUGCGGACCGGCAAACGCUGGUGUCGGACGACAUUGAGUGGCCCAACGGGAUCACCCUGGAUCUGCUGAGCCAGCGCUUAUACUGGGUGGACUCCAAGCUGCACCAGCUGUCCAGCAUUGACUUCCGCGGAGGCAACAGGAAGAUGCUGAUCUUCUCCCCCGACUUCCUGAGCCACCCCUUUGGGAUCGCUGUGUUUGAGGACAAGGUGUACUGGACAGACCUGGAGAACGAGGCCAUUUUCAGUGCGAACCGGCUCAGCGGCCUGGAAAUCUCUGUCCUGGCUGAGAACCUCAACAACCCGCACGACAUCGUCAUCUUCCAUGAGCUGAAGCAGCCGAGAGCUGGAGACGCCUGCGAGCUGAGUGCCCAGCCGGACGGCGGCUGUGAGUACCUGUGCCUUCCUGCUCCUCAGCUCUCCAGCCACUCUCCCAAGUACACGUGUGCCUGUCCUGACACCAUGUGGCUGGGCCCCGACAGGAAGAGGUGUUACCGAGCAUCUCAAUCUACCUCAACUACGACGUUAGCCUCUCCCACAGCGAGGACGGAAGCCGACUCUGCAAGGGCUCCAGGCACCGCCAUCCACAGCCCCACCCACCGGAACCACAGCACAGAGACGCCACGCCCGGCAGCUGCAGCCCCAAGCUCAGUCAGUGUCCCCGAGGCGUCCAGCAUCGGCCCGUCUAUCCCAAGCCCUGCAACCAGCAACCACUCCCAGCACUACGGGAAUGAAGGCGGCAAGCCGGGCUCCACGGUCACUGCUGCUGUCAUUGGGAUCAUCGUGCCCGUAGCGGUGAUAGCCCUCCUGUGCAUGAGCGGCUACCUGAUCUGGAGAAACUGGAAGCGGAAGAACACCAAAAGCAUGAAUUUUGACAACCCAGUGUACAGGAAGACAACAGAGGAGGAGGAUGAAGAUGAGCUCCACAUCGGGAGGACGGCUCAGAUUGGCCAUGUCUAUCCUGCAGCAAUCAGCGGCUUUGAUCGCCCACUGUGGGCAGAGCCCUGUCUUGGGGAGACCAGAGAACUGGAGGACCCCGCCCCUGCCCUCAAGGAGCUUUUUGUCUUGCCGGGAGAACCAAGGUCACAGCUGCACCAACUCCCGAAGAACCCUCUUUCCGAGCUGCCUGUCGUCAAGUGCAAGCGAGUGGCAUUAAGCCUUGAAGAUGAUGGACUGCCCUAA
Pipistrellus nathusii (Nathusius's pipistrelle) is the source of this 2904-nucleotide messenger RNA. The record is from the annotation of a GenBank genome assembly. NCBI's taxonomy places the organism in Eukaryota, Metazoa, Chordata, Mammalia, Chiroptera, Vespertilionidae.